This is a messenger RNA of Boleophthalmus pectinirostris (great blue-spotted mudskipper), 2190 nucleotides long. RefSeq names its product spleen tyrosine kinase (gene syk). Gene Ontology annotation, biological process: positive regulation of cell adhesion mediated by integrin; intracellular signal transduction; adaptive immune response. Gene Ontology annotation, cellular component: extrinsic component of cytoplasmic side of plasma membrane; cytoplasm. Gene Ontology annotation, molecular function: ATP binding; non-membrane spanning protein tyrosine kinase activity; signaling receptor binding. Lineage: Eukaryota; Metazoa; Chordata; Actinopteri; Gobiiformes; Gobiidae. The record is from RefSeq and is a predicted model, not a curated record.
UUGCUAAAUUAAGGAAGUUUGGACGAGCGCAGACACUGUUUGCUGCGGAUCAGAACAAACCAGUCUGAGGCCUGCUGUUGCCCGGAAACCUCUGAACCAUUUAUGAUAUUUGUGCUCUGUUUGACUGAAGGUCAUUCUGCUGGAGAUGUGGUGAUAGAAGUUUGCCCAAAAAGGAGCUACUAUUUGCUACCAAAACGAAAACUCGUUCUGGGGCAGGAUCCACUAUGGCUGAUGUGGUGAAUACACUGCCUUUCUUCUAUGGCAGCAUCACCAGAGAAGAGGCAGAGGAAUACCUUCGACAGGCCGGGCUGGGUAAUGGGCUCUACCUGUUGCGACAGAGUAGAAACUUUCUUGGUGGGUUUGCCCUCUCUGUGGCCUAUGCAGGACGGUGCUACCACUACACCAUCGAGAGAGAACCUAGAGAAACGUACGCUAUUGCAGGGGGCAAAAGCCAUAGAAGCCCCCAGGACGUGAUUGACUACCACUCCCAGGAGUGUGAUGGCCUUGUGUGUCUGCUCAAGAAACCCUGCAACCGCCCCAAGAACAUGCAGCCCAAAGUCGGAGCAUUCGAUGACCUGAAAGAAAAACUGAUUCGAGAGUUUGUGAAGCAGACAUGGAAUUUGCAGGGUGCUGCAUUGGAACAGGCCAUCAUUAGUCAGCGACCACAGUUAGAGAAAGUCAUUGCUACAAAAGCCCACGAGAGAAUGCCCUGGUUUCAUGAAAAAAUAACUCGAGAGGAGUCUGAGUCCAGGCUCCAAAAUGGCUCCCGCACAAAUGGAAAGUUCUUGAUCCGACAAAGAGACAUGAAUGGGUCCUUCGCCCUGUGCUUAUUCCAUGAUGGGAAUGUCAUGCAUUACCGCAUUGAUAAGGACCAGGCUGGCAAACUCUCUAUACCUGAUGGGAAAAAGUUUGACACCAUUUGGCAGCUGGUAGAGCACUACUCGUACAAACCAGAUGGGCUUUUGCAUGUUCUGACGGACCCUUGUUCACGACCAGGGGGAGACAAUGCUCAUAUGGGAUUGCCACUAAUCCCACAACCUCACCUCACCUCAAAUUCUUUUAGAAAUGCAGCAGGUGGAUUUUUUGAUAAAAUCAAGAACCUGCCUGGCCUACCAAAGAAACGCCCAUCUCAGCGUUCUACCUCCAAUGAUGACAAUGACUAUGUCUUCAAAGCCUUGCCAAUGGACUCAGGCACCUUUGAAAGUCCUUAUGCAGACCCCGAAGAACUCAGAAGCUUCACAGUCGAUCGUAACCAGCUCCUUUUAGAAGAUGGAGAACUGGGCUCAGGAAACUUUGGCACAGUUAUCAAAGGCAUCUACAAAAUGAGAAAGACAGAUAAACCGGUUGCAGUGAAAAUAUUAAAGAAUGACGACAGUAACCCCGCAGUGCGAGAGGAGAUGCUACGGGAAGCAAACGUGAUGCAGCAGUUGGAUAAUCCGUACAUCGUCCGCAUGAUCGGCAUCUGUGAAGCCGAGAACCUCAUGCUGGUCAUGGAGCUUGCUGAGCUAGGACCACUGCACAAGUUUCUGCAAAAAAACAAAACCACAACAUUAAAGAACAUCACAGAAUUGGUCCACCAGGUGUCCAUGGGCAUGAAGUACUUGGAGGAGCAUAACUUUGUCCACCGGGACCUUGCAGCCAGGAAUGUUCUGCUUGUCACUCAGCACUAUGCAAAAAUCAGUGACUUUGGCCUUUCCAAAGCUGUUGGUGAGGAUCAGAACUACUAUUUGGCCAAAGGACAUGGCAAGUGGCCAGUAAAGUGGUAUGCUCCUGAAUGCAUCAACUUUUUCAAAUUUUCAUCCAAAAGUGACGUAUGGAGCUUCGGGGUUCUCAUGUGGGAAGCCUUUUCUCUCGGACAGAAACCAUACAAGGGAAUGAGAGGAAAUGAUGUAAUGCAGAUGAUUGAAAGUGGUGGACGCAUGGAGGCGCCAGCAAAUUGUCCUCCAGAGAUGUACGAUCUCAUGAGGACCUGCUGGACCUACAAGGCUGAAGAGAGACCAUCUUUUGCUGUGGUUGAGCCAAGAUUAAGAGAGUAUUACUAUGAUAUUUCACAGUGAUCGGUGGUGGCUACUUUUAUGCAAACUCUAUCUCUAUCUAAGAUUUUAAAUGAAAUGCUAUUGUAAUAUACUGUCAAAUGCUUGUAAGUAUUGAAGUACACAUACAAUAAACUAUUUUUUAAAACUUUUCAAA